GAAACAUAGCCGCUGAACAUAGUUUCUCGGAAUCAGCUAAAAGUCCACUGAAAAAGUCUCAGUCAAUAACUGCCAUGUUACUGAGAAUAUAUUUCAUCCCUUAACAUUUCAUUUCACUUCACUUCAAAUAAUUAUUUUUCAUAAAUAAAAUAUAAAAGAUUGGGCUGUAUGGUAUGAUACUUUUGUCUUACCAGUUAGAAAAAUAGAACUACAGCUAAUGUUAGAAAAGACUGUCAACUUUCAAAUCUUGUCAACAAAUUCAUAACCUCAAUCUUUUCCUUAAUUCACUUUCAUAAAAACAAUAUAUUUUGGUAAUUUAUGUACUAGCUGAAUACAAAAACUUGUUAAAAAUGUGCUUACUACAAAUGGCAAAAUCUACUGUGACGUACUAAAAUGGUCAAAAUAUCAUGUCACUUAACAAAAAAUCAUAUUGAAUUAAACAACACAAAAACCAAAUAAUUUAGUAUUCUUUUCUGAUCAAUAAUUAUUAUCAUUUUGCCCAACGAAAUGCUAAGCCGCAGAAUUUUCAAUUUUAUCAGAUACAUCACCCGAACCCAUGUAACGCUCGCAGGACGUGGUACGAGAAACUUUAGAAUUCCAAUUGCAUUAGGAAUAUUUAGUGCUGCAAAAUGCGACAACAUUUUUGACGGUUUAUCGAGUGCCGAUACGUUAGAACACGAGUUUUUGAUUAAGCAGGCGACAACAGUGAAUGUUAAUGCGGCCACACAGUUGCUGACCGUAACUCUAGUAGCUAUACAAGAUACAAGUGAACGAUUACGUGAUGCACUAUCAAAAGAAAUAUGCUUAGUACAACAAGCACUUGAAUGGGGGGAAGAAGGAACACCUCCUCAUCAUUGGGAUCAACUUGUUGCAAUUCGAGGAUCUUUGAGUGACCUUAAGCACAAUCUUCGUACUUUGAUAAGUUAUAUGGAUUAUGCUGAAAAGCUGGCCACAGUUGCAGCAGAAAUAUCAUAUUUAUCUGGCAAUGUUAUUGCUUCAGAUGCUAUUUGUGAAAGGAUAGAGCAUGCUAACAGGACAUGCAACAUUCAGAAACAGUUGAACCAUGAUCUUCAGCAAGAAAGUCUUGAACUUCAACAAAGAGCUAUCAUCACAUCUCCACAGCUCGAAGAGAAACUGAAACAAGAUUCAGCAAAGGAUAAGUCUAAUGCAAAGACUUGAGGAUUAUUAUUUAUCUAAAAUUUGGUCACGAAAAUGUAAAUAGAUUAGAAACAGAAGACAAUUCGAUAAACA
Molecule: messenger RNA, 1251 nt
Organism: Bombyx mori (domestic silkworm)
Lineage: Eukaryota; Metazoa; Arthropoda; Insecta; Lepidoptera; Bombycidae
Exons: 4
Coding region: 508-1179 (223 amino acids)
Biological process (GO): neuron apoptotic process; intrinsic apoptotic signaling pathway in response to oxidative stress
Cellular component (GO): mitochondrion
Source: RefSeq, a predicted model, not a curated record